This is a messenger RNA of Seminavis robusta, 4508 nucleotides long. The record is from the annotation of a GenBank genome assembly. NCBI's taxonomy places the organism in Eukaryota, Bacillariophyta, Bacillariophyceae, Naviculales, Naviculaceae.
UAUUCUACACGUAAGACGUAUUACACCGGUUAUACGAGUUAUACGUGUAACAUCGCGUGCGUUUCAGGGUCUCUCCGCAGAGUCUUCCACUCUGACUAAAUUUAAUGUACUUCUGAGUCGAAAAAAGAGAAUACAGCCGUACUUGCAAGGGAAGCAUCGGUAAAACUUUCCAACUUUUCACUCUUUGUUGCAGUCUCAGCUGUUUAGCUCAUGGUCAUGGUGGCUUUUGACCAUUAUCAUAAGUCUAUUCUGGACCAAUGAGAGAGCUCCAUCAUAUAUGCAUGAGUGUCUGCCAGCAGAAGGUCUACGACAGACAUUUCCAUGGGGUCAUUCUGUGUUUGGAUUAUUGCCUGCCAAAAAAAGGCCUUCACUGUUGACGGGCGUACCGGAAGACAGAAGAAGGGUAAAAAGCAAUUACGAUCCCGCGACAAGGUGCUAGUACUAGAACACCGUAGAUCUCUACGGAAGCCUUCACCGAGCACAGGUGGAAAUAAAUAACCAGCUAGAUGCCGCCUGCGCACUACUAGCUAGUAUCGCUGCACACACUCCACAAAAAGCAAAAAAGCAAAAACAAAAAGUCGACCAUGAGCAACCCAAUGGCACCCACUAGCAUUUUGAAACCCGUCGAGACGUUUGUAGACGAACCGAGUGACUUGGAAUUGAGCGGCGGCAGUAUUAGCUUUGCGAACGACAACGAAGAGCUCAAGGACGAAGCCAUUGACAGUACAAAUCCUACGGGAGAGAUUACGCUGGACGCGCAUAGCGACAGCGACGACGACGACUACGACGAUGACGAAGACAAAGGCAGCGCCGGCAAGGGCAGCAGUACAGAAGAUGAGCCGCAAAUUGACGCUAAAGAAGAACGAGCUGUCGUCGCUAGCAAAGUCCUAGUGGCCUUCGUGCUGCUAGUUUCCGCUGGAUUGCUAGCGUUCUUCUCGUAUUACUACACGCGGACCGAAGAAGAGACAGAAUUCCAAAGCAAGUUUCGGGAUUAUGCCUUAGAAAUCAUCCGCUCCAGUUCCAACAAUGCCGGCAACAGUUUCUCAGUGCUCGAGACGUUCUCACGCACCAUCACUUCUCUAGCACUCUUCUCCAAUCAUUCCUUUCCGUUCAUUACACUCCCAGACUUUGAAGUUAGAGCGCACGACUUUCAGUCCGUAUCAGGUGCCGAGGAAGUUGCUUUUGCGCCAUUUGUGCACGAUAAGGACAGAGAAGACUGGGAAGCGUACACUGUAAACAACCAGCAAUGGAUCCAACAAGGACUCGACUACGAGUACAUGGUGUCCAUCAUGGGCAGAAUGGUACACGACGAAGAGGAACACAGAAACAACGGACAAACACCAAGCACCAUUGCUCCCGGAACAAACAUGGAAGGAUUCUCUGUACUCAACAAGGCUAAACCCAUUCAACCCUUCAUUUGGAAACAUGCACCUUUCACACACAAGGCCAUUCCAGAACAAGACAAGGGGCCACUUGUACCUGUCUGGCAGACAUUCCCAGCACCCCGAAACUCAUAUGUCGUCAACCACAAUCUGAGGUCAACCCCCGAAUUCUCUGCCCUCUUUCAGAUGUCCAUCAACAACAGAACCACUGUGCUAUCCGAUAUCGUCGACAACUUUAAGCUAUUCGGCACGGCACAAACCAUCAGCGUGGACCCAAAAAGUGUGGUCCUACAACCCAUCUGUCAAGGAUUGCACGACACCGCAAGCGGCAUUGUCGGAUUCCUCAUUGUCAUCAAAAAGUGGCAAAAUUACUUUGAAAACGUUCUUUACAAUGGAGCCGAACCCGUCAUUGUCGUCCUGCGAAACUCGUGUGGCAAGGCAUUCACAUAUCAGCUUGUUGGACCUCAAGCUGUAUUCCUCGGAGAAGGAGACUUGCACGACAUCAAGUACACACACAUGCGUAUUAGCAGUCCCUUUGCCCAUCGAAAUGUCCAGCCCGAAUGUGACUUCACCAUUGACGUGUACCCCACACAAACAAUGGAAGAAACCUACCUGACCAACAUGCCAGUAUACGUCACCAUGGUGGUCAUUCUCGUGUUUGUCUUCACCACGCUCGUGUUUAUUCUGUACGACUUUUUUGUCUCCAAACGACAACGCAAGACCAUGGCAUCGGCAAACGCUACCAACCGAAUCGUCAGCAAUCUGUUCCCCAAGGCCGUUCGAGAUCGACUCAUCCAGGAAAUGGGAACCACAGAUGCAGACAACAUGAGUGUCGUGAGCGGGAACAGCGGACAGUUUCGAAAUCCAAACGCAUCCAAGAAACGAGCGUCCACUGCCUUUUUGAACAUUUCGCUUCACGGAAGUAGUCACGGGAAAAAAGCACUCAAAGGAGCAAAUUCUUCGGAAGCAUUGAGAGGUGGGGGUGGAACCAGUGAAGAUAUAUUUGGUUCCAAGCCGAUUGCAGAGCUCUUUCCAGAAACUACCAUCAUGUUCGCUGAUAUGGUUGGUUUCACGGCGUGGUCGUCGAUUCGGGAGCCUACACAUGUGUUUCUACUUUUAGAGACCGUUUACCAUGCCUUUGAUACAAUUGCAAAACGCAGAAGAGUCUUCAAGGUUGAAACAAUCGGUGACUGUUAUGUCGCUGUUUGCGGUCUACCCAUGCCACGAAAGGAUCAUGCAGUUGUAAUGUGUCGGUUCGCUUCGGAGUGCUUGUCAAAAAUGGAUAUUCAAGUAAAGAACCUCGAGGCUCAGCUCGGCCCAGACACUGGCGAUCUCUCGAUUCGGGUUGGAUUACACAGCGGACCUGUCACAGCUGGCGUCCUUAGGGGCGAGAAAGGACGUUUCCAGUUGUUCGGAGACACCAUGAAUACGGCCAGUCGAAUGGAGUCCACUGGAAUGAGAGGACGAAUUCAAAUAUCUCGAGAAACCGCAGCUUUGAUUAAGACAGCUGGCAAGGAAAACUGGAUUACAGAAAGAGAAGAAAAGGUUCACGCCAAGGGCAAGGGUGAAUUGCAAACGUUCUGGAUGGUGAUUCGUGGUGGUUCGGACAACGAUGGCGCUUCGGUCGUCGCCAGUGCUGCCGAUCCUUUGGAAGGCGAUUCGAUGCACCAAGUCAACGACGACAUGGAAUGUGCUCCACUGAACGGAGAUGGUUCCAUUAGCGCCCGCAACACCUUUGUCAAUCGUUUCAGCUCCAAGAUAUUGGAAGUGGCCGCUGCAGCGAAGAAGCGACGCUUAGUCGAGUGGAACACGGAGAUUCUGGGUAAGCUGCUGAAGCAGAUUGUUGUCAGGAGGGCAGCGAGAAGGAUCAAAAAGAAGCAGCUUGGACUGUAUGGAACUACAAGCACGAAGGAACCUGCCGUCGACAUCUCCUUCGACCAAGUGCCUCCGAGUGGAGAUGCAAUCGAAGAAGUUAGAGAAGUUAUAUCUCUUCCUCAUUUUGACCCAAAGAACUUUGCGAAGAGUGUCCACCCUGAUUCCAUCGAUAUGCCGGAGGCGGUCCUGAUUCAGCUGAACGCCUUCAUCUCCCGAGUUGCUGACUUAUACCAAGGAAACCCCUUCCACAACUUUGAACAUGCUUCCCAUGUUACAAUGAGCGUGACGAAACUCAUGUCAAGAAUCGUCAAUCCUCUCCAAGUAGAAGCCCCUGCACGCGAAACCGACAAACUCCUCCACGACCAUACUUUUGGCAUUACUUCCGACCCUCUAACUCAGUUCGCGUGCGUGCUCAGUGCUUUGAUUCAUGAUGCUGACCAUCCGGGCGUAUCAAAUUCCGUCUUGGUGAAGGAGAAAGACCCUCUCGCCCUCAAAUACAAAGACAAGAGUGUGGCUGAACAGAACUCGGUUGACUUGGCAUGGAGCAUCCUCAUGAGCCACGAGUACCAAGACCUGCGAGAGACCAUCUACACCAGUGAAGAUGAGUUCCAGCGCUUCCGACAAAUUUUGGUGAAUACUGUUCUGGCCACUGAUAUCAUGGACAAGGAAUUAGGAGCCCAGCGCAAGGCACGUUGGGACAAGGCUUUUAGGGCUGGCAGCGUCAGUGUCAGCAGGAGCGAACACAGCAGUACUGUGCACAGCAGCUGCGCUGAUGAAGUUCAGUGUGAUGUGAACAGGAAGGCAACAAUAGUUCUCGAACAUUUAAUCCAAGCUUCUGAUGUGGCCCACACCAUGCAGCAUUGGCAUGUCUACAAAAAAUGGAACGAACGCCUGUUCUGCGAGGUAUACCAAUCCUAUUUGGAUGGUCGCAUUGAGGCUGAUCCUUCCGUAGGCUGGUACAAGGGUGAAAUUGGAUUCUUUGAUUUUUACAUCAUCCCACUUGCCAAGAAGCUCGAAACCUGUGGUGUCUUUGGUGUUUCGAGUAUGGAGUACCUGGGCUAUGCCGAAGCCAACAGACGGGAAUGGCAAGACAAAGGCGAGUCCAUUGUUCAAGAAUACCUCUCAAAGUUCAAAACGGAUGAGACUACCUAGUUGGCAGGUGUCAGUUAGAAUGGGGGGCCACGGGGUUCAUCAACUGUACAAACAAACGUUAGAAAACUUCAUUAUUUCGUAGGUGCGUGAUCUACAAUU